ACAGGCAGAGAGCACCGACAUGGCGAGCAAGCGAGCGGUGUCGCGAUCCCUCCUGCUCGUGAUCGCGACGGCGGUGCUAGUGCGUCCGUUCUGCUGCGCCGUCGAUGCUCCGACGUCGGCGGCGAACCAGACGCGCCCCCCGGCGCUGUUCGUGUUCGGGGACUCCAUCGUGGACCCGGGCAACAACAACGCCCUCACCACGCUGAUCCGCUGCAACUUCCCGCCCUACGGCCAGGACUUCCCCGGCCACAACGCCACCGGCAGGUUCAGCAACGGCAGGGUCCCCAGCGACAUCCUCGCCAGCCGGCUGGGCAUCAAGGAGUACUUGCCGGCGUACCUCGGCACGCAGCUCAGCGACUUCGACCUCCUCACCGGCGUCAGCUUCGCCUCCGGCGGCUGCGGCUUCGACCCCCUCACCGCCGAGCUCGUGUCGGUGCUCACCAUGGACAACCAGCUGGAUCUGUUCAAGGAGUACAAGGAGAAGCUGAAGCGCAUCACCGGCGCGCGGCGUGCCGGCGAGAUCGUCGCGACGAGCGUCUACAUGGUGGUCACAGGCACCGACGACCUGGCCAACACCUACUUCACGACGCCGUUCCGGCGGGACUACGACCUCGAGUCCUACAUCGAGUUCGUCGUGCGGUGCGCCUCCGACUUCAUCAAGAAGCUGUACGGGCAGGGCGCGCGGCGGAUCAACGUCGCCGGCGCGCCGCCCAUCGGGUGCGUGCCAUCGCAGCGGACCAACGCCGGCGGGCUCGAACGGGACUGCGUGCCGCUGUACAACCAGGCCUCCGUCGUGCUCAACGCGGCGCUGGAGAAGGAGAUCAAGCGGCUCAACGGCAGCGCCGAGCUCCCGGGCUCCGUGCUCAAGUACAUCGACCUCUACACGCCGCUGCUCGACAUGAUCCAGCGCCCCGGCGCCUACGGAUUCGACGUGACGAACAGGGGGUGCUGCGGAACGGGGGUGUUCGAGGUGACGAUGAUGUGCAACCGCUACACGGCGCACCCCUGCAGGGACCCCAGCAAGUUCCUCUUCUGGGACACCUACCACCUCACCGAGAGAGGCUACGACCUCCUCAUGGAGCAGAUUAUAAACCGGUACGGGCUCUGAAACGGAUUUCAUGAUGACCGCAGUGGAGGUUUCGUACUUCGGUGCUAUGACACCGCAGUUUGUAGUUGAGAAGCUUUUGCUGAAUCUUGGGUGUCCUGAUCAAAGAAAUUGAGUGUGUUCUGAUCUUGUAGCUGAACUGCAGCUAAAGCAAUCAGCAGUUCAUUAUCAUGUCCCCAGUUUGUGUUGUGAUAAUAUGCCAGCAGCCAAUUGCUUA
Molecule: messenger RNA, 1322 nt
Organism: Panicum hallii
Lineage: Eukaryota; Viridiplantae; Streptophyta; Magnoliopsida; Poales; Poaceae
Product: GDSL esterase/lipase EXL3-like
Exons: 4
Coding region: 20-1108 (362 amino acids)
Molecular function (GO): hydrolase activity, acting on ester bonds
Source: RefSeq, a predicted model, not a curated record